This is a messenger RNA of Corylus avellana, 1799 nucleotides long. Lineage: Eukaryota; Viridiplantae; Streptophyta; Magnoliopsida; Fagales; Betulaceae. The record is from RefSeq and is a predicted model, not a curated record.
AUCUCGCUUAUUUCCAUACGUCUGGCCAUUUCCCUAAAUUACUACCUUCGAGACCUUACUCUGAACGAGGUCAUCACUCAAGAACCCCUUUGAUUCUCUUCUGUCACAGAGCCCCUUGCCUUGCAUUCCUUUAACGCCAUAAGUGACAUUUUGAGUGUUUUCGAAUUACCUCGUGAGCAGCUCUGGUAGAGGCCCAUCUCCGGAGUGUACAUCAAGUUGAUCGAUUGCGAGGCUUGGAAAAUAGAAUAGUAGCAAAGAUUCCACAAAAGUAGGAGAUAAUUAUAUGAUGACAGAAGCGAGUAGCAAUCAAGCAUCUACCGAUACUAUUAGGGACGUAACAGAAGUAGUAUCUUCGAUUGAAGAAAAGCUUUGCCAGACGAAUCCAAUACUAUCUAAGUGUUCCAUAUUUAGAGUUCCGGAUAAACUACGCAUGCAUAAUGAGAAGGAUUUCGAGCCAGAGUUGGUUUCAAUUGGUCCAUUUCACCACGGAAAGGAGAAGCUGCUACCAAUGCAAGAAAUUAAGUUAUGGUAUUUGCAUUGCCUCCUGAGUAGAGUACCAACUAAUGAAACUACUUUGAAGUGCUUUGUAGAAGCCAUUGAAAAGAUUGAGCAAGAAUGUCGUGCUUGUUACGCAGGAGAAAUUGGUUUUGUUAAAAAGGAAUUCAUAGAGAUGAUGGUAAUUGAUGGCUGCUUUAUCAUUGAAUUUUUUCGCAAAUAUUUUAGUCUGGUGCACCGAGAGGAGGAAGAUUCCGUAUUCAAUUCGUCAUGGAGAACUUGUCAAAUAAAAAGUGACUUGUUUCUGCUUGAGAAUCAGCUUCCUUGGCGGGUGCUGGAAUGUUUAUUCAGCAUGACCAGAUCAAAUGAUCAAGGGAUGUCCCUGUCUGAUCUUAUCCUAUCUAAUCUUACCGGUUUGCAGGAACCUCAUGGUAACGACCAAAACAGGCAUUUACUUGUCGGUUUGCAGGACUCUCAUGGUAUCCUCCAAAUCAAGCAUUUACUUGACUGCUACCGAAACAAAUUUGUUGGAUCUUUCGGCUGGGUAUCUAAUCUUACCGGUUUGCAGGACCCUCAUGGUAACGACCAAAACAGGCAUUUACUUGUCGGUUUGCAGGACCCUCAUGGUAACCUCCAAAACAGGCAUUUACUUGUCAGUUUGCCAGACCCUGAGCAUUUACUUGACUGCUACCGAAACAAAUUUGUUGGAUCUUUCGGCGGGGGGGCUAAUCAUAAUAAGCGUAAAUGCCCGAUUAGUGAAACGAUUCCAUCUGUGACAGAGCUUUGCCACGCUGGAGUUAUAAUCAAAAUUGGAGACAAAGGCAUGCUCAAUGUAACUUUCGAAAAUGGGGUGAUGACAAUCCCACCGAUACUUAUCACAGAGGACACAAAAUCUUUUUUCAAAAACAUGGUUGCGUUUGAACAGUGUGAAUCAACGCAAGACCAUAAAGUCGGCUCUUAUGCUUUACUUUUGCGUGACCUUAUUAGCACCAGCGAGGACGUGGAUAUUCUCAAAAGGAAAGGAAUUCUUAAAAGCUUUUUGAGAACUGAGGACACAUUAACUUUCAUCAACAGGCUUGGUAGUGAUGCUGCCUACGGUGAUUUCCUUUACUCAAAUCUCUGUCCCAAUGUGCAAGCAUUUUGUAAUGUGCGUUGGAACUUAUCGAAGGCAGCAUUGAAGCGUGACUAUUUCACCAAUACACAGGCGUUGGUGUCUACCUAUUUUGCAAUCAUUGGUCUAAUUUUGACCAUUUUACAAACCACAAUUUCUAUACGGCAAAUGUAACAAGGUUAGAAUAUAUGAU